Engraulis encrasicolus (European anchovy) is the source of this 783-nucleotide messenger RNA. RefSeq lists its product as uncharacterized. The transcript is spliced from 6 exons. NCBI's taxonomy places the organism in Eukaryota, Metazoa, Chordata, Actinopteri, Clupeiformes, Engraulidae. The record is from RefSeq and is a predicted model, not a curated record. The coding region runs from base 1 to 783 and encodes 260 amino acids.
AUGACGGUCUUCAAGUUGAGCAGGAUCUUCCAGGUCUCCGUUGACAGUCUGUACCUUACAGACGACGCUAAUGUGGCGAUAUUUGCCAGCGAUUCGUCAGGAAUGUUCAGCUCACUGGACCUGUGUCCAAGGGGGCAUUAUGAAGUUCACGGGGAGGACGAUGUCGCCGCCCCAGGAUCAAGUACGGGGCAACGCUUUGCCUUCUCAAGGCCUCCGACUAGUAGUACAGUGACCAGUGGCUCACUGCUGGGUGCCGCUGCUCUCCCCAGAGCCUCAAACAAAACGUUUCAAAGAUCCGUGUACCUUGCUGAGGCACUUAGCGGCAAGCUCAGUGUGAGCAGGAUGGUCAUGGUGAGAUUUUCGGAAGCUGAGGCCUCUCUUCAGGGGAUCGCUGCCAAAGUGAAGGAAGCCAUUGGGAGUGCGGAGAAUUUGAUUUUGACGGAUUCUCAGGGGAAUGCUAUUGUGGAAUCGGAGGGAACAACAGGGUCACCUUAUUGGAGACAAAAUGCCAGAAAAGUUCUUGCUGUCCCAGAAAAAGACUUCACAGACCUGCAGGGCACCAAGAGGAGGAGAAUGAGCCGGAAAAACGAAGAGGUUGGAGGCAUUGCCGAGGUCACAGAAAAAAUUGAAGAGCUGGUUCUUGCAUCACAGAGUCUCCCGGAUGUUACAUCUGCAAUCAGGGAGCUCACCGAUCUGGCUGCAGUUAAAAGACUGACCCUGACUCAAUCACAGCUACCGGCCAUUAAGCAUGGGUUCUCUUGUGCUUUUUGCUUGAAGUACUGA